AUGCCGCAGCAAAUGACAUUCAAUUUUCCGCGAGACCGCAGCUGUGAUUGGCUCGAGCUUCAGCUCUGUCAGCCCCACGCCAGGACAGCUGCGGGAUCGCGGCUGAAUGAUGGAGCACCAGGGGCUCAAGAAGCGCCCGCAGAAAAGAAAAUCCUGGAUCUCCAAGUCUCAAAGUACACGAUGAUCUCGGCGCCUAAGCAGGAAAGUGGCCCCGCGUCCGUAAAGGAGAUCUGGGAGAAGACCAUCGUUCGCUUCCAGGAGCGCACGGGCCAAAAGCUCGAUGGUGUCUCCAGGGGACCUGAGGAUCUGCGAAGGCUCCUCGACGCGCAUUAUGCCGCACAAGCGGACGAUGAGAGUGUUUCGAAGGCUAAAGCGGUGGGGUUCCAAAUGAUACACUGUAUCCAGCUCCUGGGUGGUAUUGCGUCGCAGGGUGCGUCCAUGGUUUUCGCCCCGGCAGGACUGUGUUUCAACGCUCUUUCUUUCCUUUUGGAUAUUCCCAAAAAGGUCCAUGAGUUCCAUGGCGAGAUCGACGCCAUCUUUGCAGAGGUUGGACCGGCCCUUGCACAGUUUCGGAUAUACGAGCGGAUGGAGGAAAGCUCGGAGAUUGACGAGGCUCUGCGACUGUCCAUCUACCAGGUUAUGACGAGUUUUGUGAACCUAUGUGCCGACUGCAUUAAUAUCCAUCAUGAGGGCCGAUGGAAGAGCUUCAAGCGCAACGCCAAACGUAUCCUCUUGGACGAUGGGUCUGUGCAGAACGAGUUGGCAAACUUCAAGAAGCUCACUCAGGACCAGCUGAACAUCCAAGCGACUCUGACCCUCGAGGUGGCGGUGGAAACCGGCCAGCACGUCAGGUUUAUGAAGGCCACCACACUCGAGAUUGACACAAACACCAAGGCCAUCAAGAACGACGUAUCCGGGCUCGUGGAGGCAGAGCACAAGCGCACAUUGGAUGACAACCGGAAGCAAAUUCUGAGUACUAUAAAAACCAACCUUGGGCAGAAGGACGAGAAAAUAGCCGCGGUUCUCGGGGCCCGUGAUACGAUGUGGGAGGGCGCUGUUAAGGAUAGCGGGAAAUGGUUGAACGAAAUCGAUGCAUACAAGCAGUGGAUCGAUAGAAGCAGUGCAGCGGAUUCCCUACUCGUGCUGACUGGUGAACCCGGAACCGGCAAGUCCUUUCUUGUCUCCGCGAUUGCCCAAGAAAUCAAAUCUGCAAACUUGGCCACAAAAGUUGAGCGCAGCUUGAUUGGGUACUAUUCCUUCUCCAUGGUAGAGAACAGAGACAGAGAGGGCGACAGACAACGACCAGAGGCAGCGAUCAAGUCUAUCUGUGUCCAGCUGGCAGAGCAGGACUUAGUCUACGCGAGGCGUGUUUCUAGUGCGUGCGGCGAGCCAGGGAAGAGCGAGAAGUACUUCAGAGAUGCCAGCUGUACGGACCUCUGGGCCUCGUUGGGAAUAGGAAUGCCGAGCAAAAAUAUGACGCAUUACAUCCUACUCGACUCGGUCAGCACCCUCAGCAUGGAAGACCGUGAGCGGCUUCUGAGGGCGAUUCAACAAAGCAACCAAAGCAGGUCUAACCGCGUCCGAGUGCUUGUCAGCGGCGAGCCAGGAGCAUUCAGGGGGUUACAACAGCUCCUCUCUUCUCCGGCGAAGACUAUCGACAUUACGAAAUACAACAAGAUUGACAUCAAAGCAUUCCUUGUUGGGGAGCUGAAGCGCGCCGGUAUCUUCCAGGGAGCAGACGAGGACUCGCUGCGACGGAAAAGGAUGGUCGAGGAACGACUCUUGGCGCGAUCCAACAAUUCCUAUGCUACAAUUCAGCAAGAUCUCCGCAAGGUCGAAGAGAUCAUCGCCUCGGGCGGCACGGAGGAAGAGCUCAACCGGGUGUUGCAUGAGUCGAUCACGGAUCCACAGGUGCUAAUGCGAUCGGAAAUCGAAGGUUUGGAAGCGGUGCUCAAGCCCCGGGAGAUUGAGGAAAUCAAUGAGCUUCUGAUCUGGGCGGUGGCUGGAGAUGUAAUGAUGAUUCUGGAGGAACUGGCAGCGGCCUUGUUCCUCCGUUUCAAGACCGUCUCACUCCAGCCACUCGACAAAAAGAUCACCGGGAAAUACUCCAAGAUCUUUACCUUGGCCUACGGCGGGAGAUACCUGGCACUCAAAGAUCAUGUUCGAGACUGCGUUGUUGCCCAACGAGACAGGCCUAGACAGUCCGCGGAUGACCCGAAGAUCACGGCCACGAUCAGCAUCACCAAUGGAGAUCUCAGGCUGGUUCAGCGCUUCUUCUGGGACUUGAACCACUACUCCUUCCUAGGUGGAUUUGCGUUUGAGCCAGCAUCCGAUCAGACCAACGCAGGCCAGCGGAAGAUCCAGGUGUACGAAGCUGAUGCUCACCUCGAGAUUGUCAAAAGGGCCUUCGAUCUCUUUCUACAGCCGGUGGUCGACGAAAGGGGGAAGGCACUGGGGUGGUACCUGAUGCGCUCUAUCACAACCCAUCUCAAAGCGCUGUCGGAGGUAACUGGGUUAGACGAGCUUCAGCCCGCAGAUAAGCAAUUCAUUGGAUCGCAUGUCUACGAGAUGUUCAACGAGGGUGAUCUCAUCGAGCGGAAUUGGGAAUUCUGCUACCCGGUAGCCUGGUACCGGCAUAAUGAGGAUAUGGAGAUCUUCUGGAGGUGGCUGGAUGACCCCGUGGCGAUCGCUGGCCUAGGACCUCGGGACAAACGAUGGCUGGCAGAUUUAAAGAAAGACGGACAUCGCAACUCCAGUCUGUUGACCCCGAUCAUGACCGUGGUUGCUCGAAAUUGGCUGCAAAAAACCGAAUGGACCGCCUAUGACGCAUUUCGAUGGAUCAGCGGAUUCCUCACUUUGGGCGCAAAACCAGGGCAGGAUGAUCAAGUCGGUGUGGCUGAGGAGGUUGAUAACUCGGAGGAUGGCGACGGGCGAAUCAUCAUAAAUGACAAUGACUCCGACUUGGAAAAGGUCGCCAAAGCAGAGCAGUGGUGCAAGCAGUCCUUGAAAGUCACCGAAGCGGACUCCAUAUGGUUCAUCCGAUUAGGUGACACCUAUGCUACCCUGAGUGAGCGUGACGCUGCGACCGAGCAGUACAAGAAGGAACGACAGGCUGCCGCAAUUCUCCAAGCUCAAGACCCCGUCAACAACGAGCAGCUGCGAGAUGUGUUCAAAGCUCUCGGUGAAUGGGCGACCGAAACAGAACAUGCCUUGGAAUAUCUAAAAGAAGCCUCCAAACUGGAUGACGGAAACGUAGAAAUCCUUUAUGCGAUGCUCCAGCUGUAUGUUGCCAGCAAAGAAGAGGACGAGGCGCAGUCCAUCAUCCAGAAAGCUGUUACCAAGAGAAUCCCUGGCACGCAGUCUACCUUGUUGAUGGCUAUGCUGACAACGGCUCUGAGCCGGCAGAACGAGAGUUACAUGUUGUCCGUAUUCAAAGCAGUCUUCUCAGUCGUCUCUUCUUACCCGGAACUGUGGGCAGUCUUCCAACAUGAGAUGGAGGUGGCGAUUGCGACUGCGCGGACAGAAGGCAAGAACGAGGAGCUUGCAAUUCUGUUAUUGCAGCAGGGCAGUGCUGGGUACUAUCUCCACAAGAACUCUCCUGAGCAAUUAGCCAUCGCCGCAGGCAAUCUGCGUGAGUGUUUGGACACAAUUCGGGAGAAGGUCGCUUCGGAAGACCGAGAUCGGCUUAAUUUCAUCAAACAAAGUGCGGUGGACCGCCUCAGCAUGUUCUACCUCGACAGGGCCGUGCAAACGGACGGAGAGGAGUCAGAGGCAGACGCAGAGAGAUUACGGCAGAUUUACAAGGAUGACCCUGCUGCCCAAGGCCCCAAGUCGGCGCUUGCAUCACUAUACACGUUCAAGGGACAGAGGGAUAAGGCUCGUGACAUCUUCCGCGCUGAUAUAGUAGAGGCAUUCAACAUUCUGGUUGACGAUGAUAUCUUCAAUGAUUCAGACGGAUUCACCGCGCUUCACAACCUUCUGAACCGCACUGGAGAUUAUGAGAAUGCACUGCGAGCUGCAUUGCUGCUUCCGGAAUUGCGGUUCGAUGGCGUAGUCCUCAAGGAACUUCUUGCCGGAGAGGAGCCCUCUCUGGAAGCAGUCAGCGCAGAACUCCUCGAGUUCUAUGAAAGGGAGUGUCUGGACAAAGACGCGCACUGGAAAAAUCUUAAUAAGGUCUGGGGAGAAGCCAGCAGAUUAGCAUCCGAACCAGAUGUUGAUAGUGAGAGGGUCGCCUGCUACCAUAGGGUCGAAAAGAUUCUUGGAAAACACGAGAGAGGGAUUGACUGGGCUCUCGGUUGCAAUAACUGCAAUCGGUUCUGGGACUAUGACGAUGGCUUCCAUGCCUGCAAGUAUUGCUACAAUGUGAACCUCUGCAAUGCUUGCUGGGAUGAGCUACGAUCAGGCGACACAGGCAAGGCUUUUGUAUGCAGCAGUACACACGACUGGUACGAGUUACCGCCGUGGACGCUGGAGAAGUAUCUACAUGCGUCUAAAGGGUUAGUUGCCAUGAAGACUGACGAUGGGGGCGAGGAGUUGGUCUCUGUUUCAAAAUGGCUGGGGACGCUGUGCGCGGAAUGGGGGCUGUCCAAGGCUGACUGGAAUUUUGAGUAG
Aspergillus udagawae is the source of this 4611-nucleotide messenger RNA. RefSeq lists its product as uncharacterized. Gene Ontology annotation, molecular function: protein binding. NCBI's taxonomy places the organism in Eukaryota, Fungi, Ascomycota, Eurotiomycetes, Eurotiales, Aspergillaceae. The record is from RefSeq and is a predicted model, not a curated record. The coding region runs from base 1 to 4611 and encodes 1536 amino acids. The transcript is spliced from 6 exons.